Molecule: messenger RNA, 2518 nt
Organism: Frankliniella occidentalis (western flower thrips)
Lineage: Eukaryota; Metazoa; Arthropoda; Insecta; Thysanoptera; Thripidae
Gene: Pis
Product: CDP-diacylglycerol--inositol 3-phosphatidyltransferase
Exons: 5
Coding region: 286-945 (219 amino acids)
Biological process (GO): phosphatidylinositol biosynthetic process
Cellular component (GO): membrane; Golgi apparatus
Molecular function (GO): CDP-diacylglycerol-inositol 3-phosphatidyltransferase activity
Source: RefSeq, a predicted model, not a curated record
CAAGCACCAAGCACUCCGGUCCCACCUCUAUAGUUCUAGCACCUCUUUCCUGUCCCUUCCACAUUUCACAACACACUUGAUUUGGGUGCAUUAACCGGCUUGUCAUUGCGCUUUUGUAAUCCUUCGAACGAUCGAGCCGUUUCCUAAGUCGCAGCGAAGGCGCCGUGAUUUAUCGAUCGGUACUUACGUGUGGGUGAAGGGCACGAAACUGACAGCUGACGUUUGGAUCUGGAUCGCAGUACGUCGCACUUCAUCGUCAUUUGAAAAUUACCAAAUUUGGUGAAGAUGGAAUCUAAAGAGAAUAUUUUCCUGUUCGUCCCGAAUUUGAUUGGGUAUGCUAGGAUUGUCCUUGCAAUUGUGGCAUUUUAUUUUAUGCCAUCAAACCACAUAAUUGCCAGCUGGUGCUAUGUAAUCAGUGCUCUCUUGGAUGCUUUUGACGGACAUUUUGCAAGGAAGUUCAAUCAAGGAACCAAAUUUGGAGCUAUGCUGGACCAACUCACUGAUCGCUGUGGUACAACAGGUCUGUUGGUGACUCUUGCCUAUCUCUAUCCGAGCUACAUGUUCUUUUUCCAGAUCAGCAUUGCAAUUGACAUCUCAUGUCACUGGAUCUAUCUGCACUCAACAACACUUCAGGGCAAAACCAGCCACAAAUUUAUUGACAUGUCAGAAAACCCAAUCAUGCACAGAUAUUACUCGGACCGCACGGUACUAUUUUUAAUGUGUGCUGGUAAUGAAGCUUUCUUUGCUAGCCUGUACCUGUUGUACUUCACUGAAGGACCUUUGCUGUUUGGAAUCAGCCUCCUGAAAGUUAUCCUUGUCGUCUCAUGUCCAGUUAUGCUGGUGAAAACUGGUAUAUCACUGCUCCAUGGUUUUGUUGCAUCUCUCAACCUUGCAACUAUCGAUGUGAAAGAACGUGAAGCAGCUAAAGCUGUGAAAUCAGAGUAAUUCUAAUAUUACUUUUGUUUCACAGCCAUUUUCUUCAUGUCUAGUUCUUUGCCUUUCUUGUCACAUUUCUGUUUAAAUGUCAACCUUCGAAACUUACUAACGUAUGUCCCAUUCGAGCAUUGUUCAUGAGCAUGAGUUAAUCGCAACAAGAAUCACAGAAUCAAAGUUCUGUUACAUGUGAUUCCAUAUAAGAAAAUAAUAAAUCUACAGAUAUCUUCUCCAAGUGUAGGAAGCAUACCACUCCUAAUUUCUGUUUCUUUGUGGAGAUUAACUCUUUUCAUUGAUGAAGUAGUCAAUUAGAAGAUUUAAAUAGUAUUGUUAAAACUUUGAUCAAAAUAUUUUAUGAACAUAAUAGUAAUUAGAUUACUAUUCAUACAGUUUAUCAACAUUGUUAGUUUCAUUUUAAGUAGGUAUGUGAUCUGUCUCCUGUAAGUUUCUGUGUCAUCUCCACAUGGUUCUUUUUUGUUUUUAAAUACAGUUAGCAGUCGAUUUGCCAAUGCAUACGCAACAUGCAUCCCAAAGGAAAUGGUUCUUUGUCUGUGAUGCUUUCUGAUAAUUCAUUCUAUUGUGCCACAUAGCAUCUCUAACAUCAAAUUAACCUGAAUUGUUGAUGAAGUCUACUGCUUAUUAUAUUCCAUUUUUUGUGAAUAUUUUAUCUAAGUACUUCCAUUUAUAGCUGGAAAAUAGUCUGCAUUCCAUGUCAGCAUUUUUCAAUUCCUUAACCUGUUUAUCUUCCCUUUUAUCCUGAUUGAAUUAGUAUCCACAUUCACCAUAGGUACUGAUUUUAUAGUCGACUUGUACACCAUGCCUCCCUUAAUGUACUUUGAAUAAGUUUCCAGUAAUCAUUCAAAUUUUGACACCAACCAAAGAUUUGUGUUAUGCUGCAUAAAAACUGUGAAUCUCAUUCUGUUAUUAAUGGUUGUUACCUUGAUUUCAAUGGCCACUUAAGUUAAAAGUAGAGUCAAUCUCUCUAACUUGCAUUGUAUAUCUUUAAAAAACAAAGUAACUUCUGUUUUCCUUUGUUUGUGUUACUUAAAUUUAUCUUAAUUUUUUGUUUUGUGACUGGCUACAUUCAAUUGCUCUAAAUGUAGAUCUUCCAACAAUUGUGUGAUAUUGUUUUAUUUUAAACCUUGUUACUUACUGGUAAUGUUUUUUGUAGUGUUUAAGUCAACACUUUGAAGUAAACAUGCGGACCGAUUCCAAGUUUCACCAAUUUACCGCUUCUUCUAUGUUUAAUUGUUGUAAAAAAAGCUGGAUGUGCUUUUUGCAAAUUCACCAUCAAUUUAACAAGAACAUAGUGUUUAGAAUAGCUUCCAUUAAAUGGUGCUAUAUUAUUGUAAAAUUAAUGUUGUGUCUAGUUGCCCCUUACCUACCAGUAGAUCAAUGUUUGUGUGUCUGUUAUGUUAGUAAUUGCACCUUCUUUGUCCAAAUCUAGUCACAUUGAUCUUUUGAUCAGAGGUUAUCUCUAAAUACUGAGUGUUUGCAGCUGGCAACUUGUGGUUGAUGUGGAAAUUGGAAGAAAGAUUGAGGGCUUACAUUGAGUAAUAAAAGUAAUACAUUCAUCGAUUAAGAA